Messenger RNA from Alternaria rosae, 1449 nucleotides. Its product is annotated as aldehyde dehydrogenase-like protein. The transcript has 2 exons. Gene Ontology annotation, molecular function: aldehyde dehydrogenase (NAD+) activity. NCBI's taxonomy places the organism in Eukaryota, Fungi, Ascomycota, Dothideomycetes, Pleosporales, Pleosporaceae. The coding region runs from base 1 to 1449 and encodes 482 amino acids. The record is from RefSeq and is a predicted model, not a curated record.
AUGGCUUCUAAACUCGACACCAAAGCCUACCCAGGCAACAUCAUUAACAACGAGCUCAUCCCAGCUCCUGAGACGCGACAUUCCAUCAAUCCAGCCACCGGCCAACCGCUCUACGAAGUGCCAGUAGCCAGGAAAGAAGAUCUCGAUGCUGCCGUAGUUGCAGCGCGCAAAGCGUUCAAAUCAUGGAGCUCCACACUCUUCUCCCAGCGAGCACAUCUACUCCUCCAGUACGCCGACACGAUAGAACAUCACCGCGAUGAGCUGGAGCAGCUCCUCACCGAAGAGCAAGGUAAACCGCUAUCACUGUCCCGAACCGAGAUGGAUAGCAGCUUGACAUGGCUACGCGCCUUCGCGACAAUGGAGAUCAAAGACGAAAUCCUGCAAGAAGAUGACGAAAAGGCCAUCUACUCAACCCACCCACCCAUUGGUGUAUGCGCUGGCAUCGUACCCUGGAACUGGCCUAUCCUGCUAGGUCUAGGCAAACUAGGUCCAGCACUCAUCACAGGAAACACGUUCAUCAUGAAGCCAUCGCCGUACACACCCUACUGCGACCUCAAGCUCGGCGAGCUGGCCAUGACCGUGUUCCCACCAGGCGUCGUACAGGUACUCAGUGGAGACGAUAGACUCGGUCCUUGGAUCACAGAGCACCCUGGUAUCGACAAGAUCGCCUUCACAGGAUCGAUAGCAACAGGCAAGUUGGUCGCAGCAUCCUGUGCGAAGACGCUGAAGCGGUAUGUGCUGGAGUUAGGUGGAAACGACGCUGCGAUUGUGUGUGAAGACGUGGAUAUCGAUAAAUGCCUGCCCAAGAUCGCGACGCUGAGUUUUCUCAACUCGGGCCAGAUAUGCAUGUUGACGAAGCGUAUCUACAUCCACGAAGCCAUUUACGACACGUUCCGGGAUAAGAUGGUUGAGUUUACAAAGAGCAAUAUCAAGACUGGUGCUGGCACGGAAGAAGGCGUGGUGGUAGGACCAUUGCAGAACAAGAUGCAAUUCGACAAAGUCCAAAACAUGUACGCCCAGAUCCCCGCGCAAAACUGGAAAACCGCCCUCUCAGGCACCGUAACCCCAACCCCCCAAAACGGCUACUUCAUCACCCCCGCCAUCAUCGACAACCCACCCGAAGACUCUUCAAUCGUACAAGAAGAGCCAUUCGGUCCCAUCGUCCCGCUCCUCAAAUGGCGCGACGAAGACGACGUCAUCGACCGAGCGAACGCGCUCAGAACGGGGCUGGGCGCGUCGGUAUGGAGUAAAGACAUCAAGCGCGCGGAGGGCAUGGCACGGAGGUUAGAAGCUGGGAGUGUCUGGGUGAAUUCGCAUUUCGAUGUUGAUCCUCGAGUGCCGUUUGGGGGGCACAAGGAGAGUGGGGUGGGGAUGGAGUGGGGGAUGGAGGGAUUGAGACACUAUACGAAUAGUAGGAGUUUGUGGGUUUGGAAGAGGGUUUUUGAGUAG